Dama dama (fallow deer) is the source of this 14844-nucleotide messenger RNA. It is a transcript of the gene SPATA31H1, whose product is annotated as SPATA31 subfamily H member 1. Bases 1 to 14844 code for a protein of 4947 amino acids. The transcript is spliced from 15 exons. Lineage: Eukaryota; Metazoa; Chordata; Mammalia; Artiodactyla; Cervidae. The record is from RefSeq and is a predicted model, not a curated record.
AUGGCUCCGAUUUGGGGGCUCACCAUCCCACUGCCACCAUAUGUCAGCCUUCUACUAUUAUUUGGUUCCCUUGUCUGGGGGCUUUGGAUGCUGUUUUCUGGGAAACAGAAUAGGGAACAGGUGGCAGCCAAGACAUGCUCGGAGGCUUCAAAGCAGCAUAUAUUGAAAAAGAUCCAGAAAUUCACAGGUCAGAAAGAUCUUUUAUUCUUCAGUUCAAGACUAAUGACAAAUCAACUGCAGGAUCCACAGUUGGAAAAAAAUCUCAGGAUGAGUUGCAUUGAAGCUAACCUGAAACAUUUUUCAGAACUCCCUGUGGGAUGGACCCAGGAAUAUGUACUCUGGUCAAUGGAUAGGAGUCUUCAACAGAUCCUACAACACCUGGAAAGUACAAGAUCAAGUCUUAUGGAAUUGGGUUUGCCUGAACCACAGGAUAUGAUUUCUUCUUCCACCUCCUCUGUUUUUGUGGCUCAGGAGCCUGUUCUACCCUGUUGUGACUGUAAGAAUGCAGAACAUUCUACUGACAGUAGUAUCUCCUCUGGAUCAUCCUACAGCUCGAGCCUGUCUCACCUUCCUGUCUUUUCUGAAGAAACAACUUGGCAAUUCCGGAGCCGUAGUUUACCUAUUUUACCCCAAAAUCAACCUCCUGUGUUCAGGAACCAAGGCAGAUCUCUGCCUUCUUUUAGGCUUUCAGAGCUUGGGAAAUCAGAAUUUUUUCAGAAUUUGGAAACUCUUUCAUCCUUAAGCCAUCAAAGCACUUUUAUCAACUCUCUUUUUGAAUCCCCAGAUCUCCACAGACAAGGAGAAAAAACAAAGGAUAAGAGAAGGAGCGAGAGUGAUUUGACAUCAGAUCAUAAGCCAAAUAUUAUCUUCAAAGAGAGACCACUAUUGUCAGGGUCAACUCCAAUCCAGCUCUCUCCUUUGGCUAGGUGGGAGUUAGAGGGACAUAUGGCUUGGAAGGUUUGUACUUUGCGGGAACAAACAGUGCCUCUGCCUGUGAGGGAAUCAUGGGCAAUGCUGAAUUAUUUAAUUGAGGUGCAAGGAGGAGUCCCUGAACCACAGAAACCCCAAAUCCAGCUAUCUAUGCCCAUUCAUCAAAGCACUGAGCAAAAUAUCAACAAUGAAUCCCCAGACCUUCCAUCUCUUCAGCUCCAGGGGAACACUGGAGUGGAAUCUGGAUUAAAUAGAACAGAAACAAGAAUUUCUCAGACUCUUAUCCCAGGUAAGCAGUCACAACCUGGAUAUGGCCCGCAAAUCCUUGCAUCCAGGCCAUUAAUGACAUCAAUAGAUAUUCUACCUCCCAAAAGCUUAGGAGCUGACAUCACUCAAGAGGAAAUGACUUUACUGAAGAAGGACCCAAAACAUGUGCUAGAGCUUAAUAUAAAGCAGAGGGUCUUAGGUCUUCCAGAAAAAAGGAUACAGCAGCAACAGACCCAGGUGCCUAAUAUGGAGCUGACCCCACAGCGACCAUACCAAGUCACAGAUAGUGUAAAAGUUACUCCACUGGCAUUACUUCAAGUCAUGGAUUCAAUGGGGAUGAUUCCAGAUUCACAUUCAGAAGUGAUAGAAUCUGUGGGUUUGUUCCAAUGGCCAUCAAAUGAAGUUGUAAAACCAAUGGAAGCCAUGGAAACAGUGCAUGUAAACCAAAAACCAUCAUAUAAAGUUAUUAAAUCAGUGGAGGUAACCCCAAGACCUCAGCAGCAGGUUAUGGAAUCAAGAAAGAUAACUCCAAGACCGCUGAAUCAAGUCAUAGAUAAUGUGAAGGUAACUCCGAUAGCAUUGCUUCAAGUCAUGGAUUCUAUGGGGAUGAUUAAAAAAUCACAUCCACCUAUCAUACAGUCAAUGGGAAUGACCCCAACAAUGCAAUAUCAAGUUGUGGAGUCAGUAAAAAGGAGUACAUUGUUGGACCAUCAAGUCAUACAGUCAGGAAAGAUGAGUCCAAGACUACAACAUGCAGUCAUAGAAACUGUGGAAAUAACCCCAAGGCCACAUAAAGUUAUGCAAUCAGUUGAUGUAACAUCAAGGCCACAAAGUCCAGUCACAGAAUCACUGAAGAUUACUCCAGGGCCAGUAUGUCAAAAUAUGAAAUCACUUGAAAUGAUCCCCAGGCCACUGCAUCAAGUGAUGGAUUACAUGAAAGUGACUCCAGUAGCACUAUUACAAGCUAUGGACUUUAUGGGGAUAAUUCCACCAACAAAGUCACAUGUUAUAGAAUCUGGGGAUUUGGUCCCCAGUUCACAGUUGCAAUGUAUGGAAUGUGGUCAUUUGGCUCUACCAUCAGAGUUUCCAGGUAUAAAAACUGUGGAAUUGUCUCCAAGAAUAGUACAAAAAGAUGUGAAACCUGUGGAGUUGGCCCCAAAGUCAUGGUCACAAGAUAUAAGAUCUGAGGAGACAGCCCCAAUACCAUUGCUUGAAGAUGUAAAAACUCCUCAAAUGGUAGAAAGCACAAGACUGACUCCUAAGAGACAGGUAGAAAGUAUGAAAAAUGAGGAACUGAUCCCAAGAGCACACAUUCAAGCAGUAAACUCUGUAGAGGUAGACUCCAGACCAAAUCAUCAAGUCACAGAACCUGAAGGACUGAUCUCAUGGUAUCAAGCUUCAGAAUCUUUAGGGAUGAUCUCAGAACCAGGAUAUUCAGAAACAGAAGCAAAGCUAACCUCUGACACUGGUCACCAUGCGAAAGAGUCUAUGGGGUUGAUACAAUCAUCUUUAGGAAGUACCCCCAGGUCAUUGAGCCAAGCAUCUAUGCAGAUGAACUCAAUGUCAUUCAGGGGCACUCUUGAGCCAAUGUUCCAAAGUGUGAGAGCCAUGGACGAAACUCCAGUGUCAGAGCACACUACACAAGAAUCUCUGGAGUUGGUACCAGGAUCAGAGAUGCAAGGUAUGAAAUCAAAGAUGUUGACCGCAGAGCCUCAAGAUACGAAGUUUGUUCAUCUGAAUCUAGGACCAUAUUCAGAGGUUACAGAAUCAUCAGAGAUAUCCCUAAGGUCAGAAUAUGCAAACACAGAAACUGUGGGGUUAGCAACAUUUCCAGUUGAAAACAUCCAGGAGGUAAUACCAGUACAACCAAAUUCAGAAAAAGAAUCUCUGGAGUCGACUUUGGAACCAAGGAUGCAAUAUGAGAUAUCAGAGCCACUACUGCAAAAUUUGAAAUAUGUGAAGUUAACCUCCGAGUCAUCCCCAUUAGUGGUGGAAUCUAAACAGUUUGUUACAGGACCAAAACCACAAGUUACCGAGUUGACUCCAGAGCCACAGUUCCAGGAAGUAAUGUCCAGGCAGUUGGAAUCAGAGCCAAAACUACAAGACAUGAAAUAUGUUAAUUUACUUCAACAGUCAACUACUACCAAAAUGGUAGAAUCAGAGAAGCCAAUACAAGAGUCAGUGCUACAAAGUAUGAUACCAGAGGAACUGACUCAGGAGGUACAGCUCCAAGGUGUGUCCCUGGGACCAGAGUUGCAUAGUGUAAGAUUUUCAGAGUUAUCUCCCGAGCCACCACUUCAAGGAGAAAGACUUUUAGAUUUAAUCUCAGGGUCUCCACAUCACAGUGUGACAUCUGAUGAAUUGACCCCAGGUUCCCCAAUGCAAGAAAUAAAAUUGUCAGAUUGUAUCCCAGGACCAAAGCAUCAAAGUGUUGUAUCUAUACAGUUGAUGGCAAAACCACAAACUGAAAGUACAAAAUUCGCGGAACUAAGCUCAGGACCAUGCUUACAAGGUGUCAGAUUUUCUGAUUUGACUCCAGACCCACAGCAUCAAGGUUUUGAACAUGUGCAGUUAAUGCCAGGAACACAGCUUCAAGAUACAAAGCCAGUAGGAUUUGUAACAGAGUCAUCUUUGCAGUUAAGUCAAGGGCUCCCGGUUGAAAAUACGAAAUCUAUUCUGUCUAUUGAUGGGUCACAGUUUCACAGCAUGAAAUCAGUGAAACUGACCUCAGAACUACAAUUUCAAGACAUGAAAUCGGAGGAACUGAACCUAGGGUCAAGGCAGCAAGAUGUCAAAUUUUCUGAAUUGACCUCAGGACCAAAGCUUCAAGGUGUCAAAUUUGGGAAGCAAAUCCCGGAAUCACCGUUUCAUAGUGUGACUUCCAUGGAGACAACUCUAGAGUUAGGGCUUCAAGAUUCUAAAUCAGCAAAGAUGUCUCCAGGGCUUCAAGGUGUGAAACAGGUGGGGCCAUGGCUACAAGAUGUCAAAUUUUGUGAUCUAACAUCAGGAGUUCAGUCUCAAGGUGUGAAAUCCUCUGAGUUAAACUCAGGGCCACAAUUACAAUAUGUGAAGAUUUUUGAGUUAACUCCAGAACCAAAGGUGCAAGGAGAAAGAUCUAUGAAGUUGGCCUCAGGACCUGAACAGCAAGGGGUUAAGCCUGAGAUGUUAGGACCAAAGCCACUGUUUCAAGGUAUAAAAUGUGAAGCAGCAGACCAAAUGUCAAGCUUUGAAGGUGACAUUUCUUAUAAAUUAGUUUCAGAGCCACAGAGACCAGAUGUAAAAUCUAUGGAGGUGUCUCCUAGACUCCAGUUGCCAAGUGUAAACUAUUCUGAGUUGGCAAGAAGACCACUGUUACAAGUUAUGAAAUCUUCUGGAUUGACCCAAAGACCACAGAUGCAAGAUGUAAAACCUGCAGUGAGGACCCCAGUCUCAAAGGUUGAAGGUUUACAAUCUGAGGCACUAAUGCCAGAGCCACAGCUGGAAGAUAUAAAAUCUGUGAAGUUAACCCCAGGACCACAUUUAGGAAGUAUGAAAUCUAUUCAGUUAACAUCAAAGCCACAACUGGGAAAUGUUAAAUCUAUGGUGUUAACCCCUGGGUCAGAGGGGGAAGAUGUGAAACCGGUAGAGGUGACCCCAGGCUCAAAACUUCAUGGUUUAAUAUCUGAGUUGCUGUCCUCAGAGUUGGAGUUGAAAGAUGUGAACUCUGCAGUCUUAACUCCAGGACAACAUCCAAGAGGUAUGAAAUCUACAUUGCUAACCCCAAGUCCACAGCUGGAAGGUAAAAAAUCUGUGGAGAUAACCUCAGGACCACUGAGAGAAGAUGUCAAAUCUGUGAAACUCACCUCAGAUUCCAAGCUUCAAGGUCUGAAAUCUGAUGUGUUGGCACUGUCCUUAAGAAAUCAAGGAUUAAAAACUGUGACGUUCAUCCCAAGAACGCAACUGCAAGAUGUGAAAGCUAUGGAAUUGAAACUUGGGCCAAGGAUGCAAGAUGAGAAUUCUGUGUUUUUGGCACCAUGGUCAUUGCUCCAAGGGCCUCAACUGCAAGGUAUGAAACCUCGGGAAUUGACUGCAAAGCCCCAAAUGCAAGAUGUGGAAAUUUUGCAGCUAACUCCAUGUCCAAAGCUUCAAAGUUUAACACCUGUAGAGGAGACUCCAGAUCAAGAGCUGCAAUUUGCAAAACCUAUGAAGUUGACCCCAAGGCUAAAGAAGCAGGUAGUAAAAUCUGUGAAUGCGAGCAGAAGACAAAAGUUUCAAGGAGUAAAAUCUGUGGAUUUAGCCCCAAAGCAACAGUUUCAAGAGACGGCACUUGUGAACUUAACUCCUAGGCCAAAACAGGUUAGUGAGAUAUCUGUAAUCUCACCAGAGCAGCAAUGUGUGAAUUCAGAGUCACUGAAGAGAGGGUCUAAGUCAGAAGAUGGGAUGUCUUGGGAGUUAAUUCCAGAGCUAAAAUUUAAAGAUGGAAAAUUAGUAGAUCUCAACUUUGAAUUACAGUUGAAAGGUAGGGAAUCAUCUGAAUUGACUCCAGAAUCAAAUAUUCAAGGUAUAAAAUCUAAAAGGUUAAAACUUGAACCACAGUUGCAAAGUAUGAAGUCUCCCAAGCUGACCCCAGGACCACAGUUACACCAAGUAAAAUCCUCAAAGUCAACUUCAGAGCCACAGCUUCAAGAUGUGAAAACUGCUAAGUUUAAACAAGAGCCACAACCUGAGAGUAUGAAACAUAUUCAGUGGAUACCAGGAUGUGAGUUCCAAGACGUGAAAUCUGCAGGGUUAAGUCUUAAGUCACAACCUCAAGGAGGCAAAUUUGUAGAGUUGAAAUCUUCAACACAGUUAAGAGAUGCGAAGUCAUCUGAACUGCAUCUGGGGCCAAAAAUUCAAGGUACAGCAUAUUUGAAGUCCGACCUUGGGCCACAGUUGAGGAGGGUGAAAACUCCUGAGUUGUCCCCAGGACCACAGUUGCAAGAAGGAAAAGUUUUGGCAUCAACCUCAGGGCCACAGUUUCAAGGUAUGAAAAUUGUGGAGUUAAACCAAAAGCCACAGUUUGGAAGUACGAAAACUGUUCAGUGGAUGCCUGCACCAGUGUUUCAAGGUGUGAAAUCUCUGCUAAAUCUUGAGUUGCAACCUCAGUGUGUCAAACCAACAGAGUUGAUACAGUUGAGAGAUAUGAAAUCAUCUGUAUUGACUCCAAGGCCAAAGCUUCAAGAUGUACAAUCUUUGACAUCACUCCAAGAGUCUCAGGCUCAAGGUCUCAAUGUGAAACCCUGUCUACAGUUUAGCAGUAUGAAAUCAUGUGACCUGACUCCCAAGUCAAAGCUCUGUGAUAUAAAAUCUAUGAUGUUCAAAUCUAGGCUUAACUUGCAAGAUGGCAAAUCUCCUUUGUCGACCCCAGGACCAUGGCUUCAAGAAGUGAAACCAUUACAGGCAGCCCCAGGAACACAGCUUCAAGGUGUGAAGUCUCCACUGCUUACACAAGAGCCACAGUUUCCUGAGGUGAAAUCUGAGGUAUUAAGCCAAGGGUCACAAUUACAAAGUGAUAAAACCAUAGAGUUGAACUCCCCACUACACUUGAAAAGUAUGAAGUCAUCUGAGUUGACUCUUCAGCCAAAGCUUCAGGGUGUGAAAUCUGAGGAUUUCAACACUGGGCCACAGUGGCAAGGUCUAAAAUCUUCUAAGCCACCGUUUGAGACAAAGUCCCAGGAUAAGAAAGUUACUGAACUAAUCCCUGGCUUACAGUUGCAAGGUACAAUGUUUUCUAAAUUGACCGUGGGAACAAAGACUCAAGGUGUCAAAUAUUCAGAUUUUGACCCUGGCCCCUGUCCCCAGUUGCAAGUUCUGAAAUCUUCUGAGCUGAUCCCGGCAUCAAAGCUUCAAAAUGUGAAAUUGCUUCAAAAAGUGAAAUCAGUGGAACUCAAGUCAGGUCCACAGCUGCAAGAUAUAAAAUCUUCCAAGUGGAUCACGGGUAUAAAGCUUCAACGUGUAAAAUCUAUGAAUUUCAGGUCUGGAUCAAACUUGCAAGGUGUGAAAUUGUCUGAAGAUAUCCCAAGGGAGAAGCUUCAAGGUGUGAAGUCUGUAGACCUGAAACCUAGUCCAAAGUUACAAGGUACAAAACCUGACUUGACAAGGAAGAUUCCAGUUGUGAGAUCAGUAGAGUCAGACUCAGGCCAACACUUACAGGAUAUGAAAUGUUCCGAACUGAUCAUGGGUAUAAAGCUUCAACAUGUAAAAUCUAAAGGGUUAAGUUCUAGACCACACUUUCAGGGUGUGAAAUCUUCUGAAGCGGUCUUAGGGACAACGCUUCAGGAAGUGAAAUCGAUGUUCAACUCUGAACCACAGAUACAAAGUAAAAAAUGUUCUGAAUUGACCCAAGGGACAAAGCUUCAAGAUGAAAAAUCCUUAGAGUUCAAUCAUGGACUGAAGUUACAAUGUGGGAAAUCUGAUUUAACCCAGAAGAGGGAACUUCAAGGUGUGAAAUCAGUGGAGUUCAACCCUGAACCACAGAGACAGGGUGAUAAAUCUGAUUUGAGGCUAGGGUGGAGGCUUCAAGAUUUGAAAUCUGUUGUUCCACCUCUGCAAGGUAUGACAUCCUCAGAGUUAACACCAAAGACAAAGCCUCAAAGUGGAGAAUCUAUGGAAUUCAUCACCAGGCCAAUGUGGCAAGAUAUGAAACCUUUUGAAUUGACUCUUGGUACAAAGGUACAAGAUGUGAAAUCUUUGGGGUUCAACUCAGCUCCACAGUUACAAGAUAGAAAAUUAUCUAUGCUGACAUCAAAGGCAUACCUUCAAGGUGUGAAAUCUAUGGAAUUCAACCCUGUGGCAGAGUUGCAAGGUGCAAAAUCUUCUGGACCUAUAAAGCUUCAAUUGAUGAACUCUACAGAAGUCAAUCCUGGCCUAGAAUUUCAGGUUGCAAAAUCCUGUAAGUUGGCCUUGGAAUCAAAGAUUCACAGUGGGAUAUCGUCUAAGAGCAAAGCUAGAAAGCAAAAGCAAGAUGAGAAAUUGUGUAAGUUGAAUCCAUGGCAAGAGCUUCAAAGUGUAAAAGUCAUGGUGUUCAGUCCUAGGACACAUUCACAACAUAUAAAAUCUUCAGAAUCAUGCAAAGGGACUAAGUUUCAAAAUGUGAAGUCUUUGGAAUUCAAUCCUGACCAACAACUGCAAGAUAUGAAAUCUUCUGAUUUGCGUCUGGGAACAAAUCACCAAGGUAUUCAAUCUUUAGAGUUCAAUCCUGGACCACAGCUGCAAGAUACAAAAUCUUCAGAGUUGAAUCCCAGUACGGAGAAUCAAGGUAGAAAAUCUAAGGUGCUCUGCGUUGGGCCAGAUUUGCAAGGUGUGAAUUCUUCUGCAUUCAUUUCAGAACCAAAACUUAAGUGUGUAAAUCCACCUGGAUGCCAGCCUGGGUCACAUUUGCAAGGUUUGAAAUCUGAAUUGAGGCCAGAAUCAAAGUCUCUAAGUGUAACACCCACAGAAUGCAACCCUGGGCCACAGAUGCAGUGUGCAAAGUCUUCUAAGUUGAAUCCAGAGCCAAAAUCACAAUGUUUAAAUUCUAUGGGUUGCAAAUGUGGGCCACCCUUGCAAGAUAUAAAAUCCCUUGAGUUGACUUCAGGGGAAAAAUGUCAAUAUAUGGGAACUGAAGUUAAUCCAGGCACAGAGAAUCAAUGUGAGACAUCUAUGGUGUUCAACCCUAGGCCACACUGCCAAGGUCUGAAAUCCGAAUUGAUUUUAGGGUCAAAGUUUCUAAGUGUAACACCCACAGAAUGCAACCUUGGCCCACAGACACAGUGUGAAAAUUCUUCUGAGCUGAAUCCAGAGCCAAAAUUACAAUGUGUAGAUUCUAUGAAGUGUAAAUGUGGGCCACACUUGCAAGGUAUAAAAUCUCCUGAGUUAACUUCAGGGACAAAAUGUAAAGGUAGGAAAUCUUCUGAUUUUAAUCCGGGGUCAGAACUUCAAAGUAUAAAAUCUGUUAUGUUCAACCCUGUGCACGAUUUACAAGACAUAAAAUGUGAAUUUACUCCAGGGACAAAGUCUCAAGGUAGAACCUCAACAAAGUUCAACUCUGACCCACAGCAGCAAGGUAUGAAUUGUGAGGAGUUGCCCUCACACCUCAGGCAGCAUAGUAUAAGAUCUGUGGUGUUUGCACCAGAGCCAUUGCCAUGUUCUCAAGAUGUGAAAUCUAUGAAGUCAAACCUACUGCCCCAAUCUCAAAGUAUGAACUUUUUAGGAUCAUCAUCAUGUCUCAGGUCACAAUGUGUUAAAUCUGAGAUCUCUGCACCAGAACCAUGUCUUCAAAAUAUGAAAUCUGUAGAGUUGACACCAGGGUCUCAAGAGCAAGGCAUGAAUUGCCAAGAGCUGACUUCAGGAUUGCAAGGUGUCAAAUCAGGAAUCUCGGCACCAGAGUCAACUAAGAACUUCAUACCAGGACCAAUGUUGACUAGUGUCAAAUUUUCAAAUUUGUCUCCAGAAUCACAGCAACAAGGUGUGAAACAUUUGGAGUUUACUCCAGAACCAAAGUUGCAAAGCACGAGGCAUGCAAAAUCAUCUUCAAUGUCUCUGCAACAAGCUAUAAAAUCUGUGGAGUUAGCAUCAGAGUCACUGUUUCAAAGACCAAAAUCUGAGGAUCUAACUCCAAGAACAAGCUCUCAAAUGACAGGCUCCUCUGAAAUCAUCCCUAGGCCAGGGCAUCAGUUUGUAGAACAUGCGGAGAUGAUUCCAAAGCCAAUGCAUCGAGUCCCUAAAUCUGUUAGUUUGACUUCAAUACCAAUUUAUCAAGUUAUAGAUUCUUCAAAAAUGCCACAAAGUUUGGCACAUCAAGACACAGAAACUGUAGAGAAAUCUGUGAAGAUGACCCAAAAUCCAAAAGGAAAAGCCAUGAAAGCUUCAGGAAUGCCUCUGAAACUAAAUCUUCAAGUACCAGAAUUUGUUGAUCUGACUCCAGUGCUAAGGAAUCAAGGUUUAAAAUCCUUAGAAUUAACACCAAAGAAAAGCCACCAAAUCCUGGAAACUCUGGAGUUGCUCUCUCAGUCAGGGUCCCAAGUUAAGGAGUCACAUACAGGGCAGCUGCAGCAAGUUGUGGAAUCUGAAGGGAUGACUUCAGGACCCAAGAAUCACAUUACAGAAACUAUGGGGUUGACCUUCAAGACAAAGCUGCAAGGGGAGGAAUUUCUUGGAAGGAGUCCAAAACCAAUAAGUAAAACCACUGAUGCAGAGAGAUAUUCAAGGCCCUACCCUCAAGCCCAGGAAUCUGUGGAGGUGAUCUCCGAGCAAAAACUGCCAAGGGGAGAGUCUAUAGCAUUGAUUACAAAGACAUUUCAAGAUGUCCCAGAAUCUUCAGAGAUGACAGAAGGGAUACAAUAUCAAGUUCCUGGGUCUAUGGGUUUGACCUGUAAGCGAUUCCUAAAGGCGAAGCAAAUAGGUCAAAUUGCAGGACACACAGAAUCUGCAGAGGUCACCACUGAGACAUGGGAACAAGGGGAGGGAAAAAUGAAGCACAGAAUCAGUCACAGAAUCAGUCACAGAACCCAGUCACAGAAUCAAAGUAUGAAAUACUCAGAAACAGCCCCAGGACUACUGGGUCAAAUUACAGAAUUCAUGAGGAUUAGUCCAAAGCCAUUAGAACAAGUCACAAACUCUACAAAGACACAGCUUCAAGUUGCUCAAGCAAUAGGGGUAAAGCCAGUUGCUCCCAUCAGAGUUGCUACACCUGUGAACGUGACUCCUGGGCCACCAUAUCAAGUUGUGAAGUCUGUAACAUUAACAUCAUGGCCAAACUCUCAAAUGGUAGACUGUGUUGAGUUGACUUCAAAACCACAAGAUGUGAGACCUUCAACCUCAGGCCUAAGGUUGCAAAAUGCAAAAUUUAAGAAAUUAAGCACAGAACCAAAGUACCAAACUUUGAAAAGAAUGGAUUUGACAGGGUUUCAAAUUGUAAAGACUGUGGGGCCACCACUUCAAAUUGUAAAAUCUGAGGAAUUAGCACCAGGGCCAAUUCCCCAGAUUGCAGAACCAAUAGGAGUGGGGCUUAAGGCAACAAAUUACUUGGAUUUAUUCCCAAGGCUACAUCUUCAAGAACCAGUAGAAUCUGUAGAAUUAACACCAAGGCCAAAUACUGAAGUGAAAUCUGCAGAAUUAACCACACAGCCAACAUAUACACUCAAGGCACCUACAGUGUUAAAUCAUAAACAAGGGCUUCAGGCUGUGAAAUCUACAGGGGUAAAAACAGGACCUCCUCAAGUCAUGGAAUCUGAGGAUUUGAAUCUAAAUGAGGUGUGUCAGAAUAAGGACUUUGAGGAGGGAUCAUCAGAAGAAGAUUUACAAAUAGGGAAUUAUUUCUCUAGGUUUCUACACAACUCUUCAGACUCACUCAUCUCAAGUUCUGUCAGAACAUCUGAAUUAGAUUUUUGGGAUUCUAAGAUGCCCCAAGUAUCAAGUGUAUUGGAUAUAAAAAACCUUGUGACAGAUAUUUUGCAACCUGAGGAGUCUUUUAUAGACCUUGAUAUGAUACAAUCUUCAACUUUUUCCUUAUCCCUUCAUAACCAAUCCCCUGAUGAGACAGUUAUUCCUGUAAAAAACUCAAAUUCUGAGAUGCCAGGAGUGGAUGUCAUACCUAAUGAAAGGACUAAGAGGAAACAUGUGGAGGAGUCAGAAAGCUCACUCCAGAGACCCUCACAACAUUCACCACAAGACUGGAUAUCACCACCUAGGUUUUUCCAGGCAGAGUCAGGGGCUCAAAGAGCCCUUUCCUGGCCUGUCCUGGGCAGGCAACGGAAUGUCUGGGAGAGUCGCUCCUCGAGGCCACGACUACCUAGAAAAUAUCUCUCCAAUAUGCUAAUGCUGGGGAAUGUCUUGGGGACCACUAUGGAAAGGAAGCUUUCUUCUCCAACAUCGUUAACAGAAAGAGCCACUGAAGAUACCUGUCAAUCUAUUCAGAAUUUAUUUGGGGUUCCAGCUGAAUUGAUGACAUCUUCUGAGAGAUUAUUUGAAAAGGGUCAAGGUACUAUUUCUCAGCCUUCAGUGGUCAAAAACUACAUUCAGAGACAUACUUCAUGCCAUGGUCAUGGAAAAAAAACACCCUUAAGAAUGUGGACACGUAGUUCCAUGCCCUCCAUAAUACAGCACUACUCUGGGAGUAGAACGAGAAUAAAGAAAACAAACUCAAAACCCUGCAAUAUAUCCCAGGAAGUCACUCAGUACAUGCCUGUUUCAUGCACAGGGAGUCAGCCUCCUGCCCCAGCAAAGUCAGAGUCUUCCCUCAACAUAUUUUUUGCCAGGAGAGAUUCUGUUCCAAUGGAAGAGACUGAAAACUCACAGAGUGAUUCACAGACAAGGAUUUUUGAGUCCAAACACUCCCUCAAGCCAAGUUAUCUUUCCCAGGCCAAGACUGACUUCUCAGAACAGUUCCAGCUGCUACAAGAUUUACAGCUAAAAAUAGCAGCAAAACUGUUGAGGAGUCAAAUACCCCCUAAUGUACCUCCACCUUUAGCUUCAGGUCUGGUCCUAAAAUAUCCUAUCUGCCUACAGUGUGGCCGAUGUUCAGGAUUUAAUUGCUGUCAUAAAUUACAGGCUGCUUUUGGGCCUCACCUUCUUAUCUAUCCACAGCUUCACCUUGUAAGCACUCCUGAAGGCCAUGGAGAGAUUAGGUUACAUCUUGGUUUUAGGUUGCGAACUGGUAAAAGACCCCAGCUCCCAAAGUAUCACAGAAGAGACAGACCAGUCACGCCAAGGAGCCUUAGAUCAACAUCAUUAAGGAAAGCCAAAGGUUACACACGAGCUUCCAAGAGUCCUACUUCUACAAUAGAUUUCCAGUCUGGGUCUUCCCAGUCUCCAUCUCCUAUAGAAGUCCACAUCAGGCGAAGGCAAUAUGACAGCUCUAGCCUAAUAGAAAAGAUAGAAAUUAGAGAGCCUGGACACUAUGAGUUCACUCAAGUUCACUCACUAUCAGAGAGUGACUCUGAAAGCAAUCAGGAUGAAAAAUGGGCUAAAGUGAGAACCAAAAAGACCCAUGAUUCAAAAUAUCCAAUGAAAAGAAUCCCCAAGGGAGUUAGAUCACAAAAUACAAAGUUCUACACAAAUGGUAGAGCUAUAAUACAGAGUUCCUCCAGGGAAUUACCAAACCAGUUAAGAAGGAAGAGGAGUGGAGCAUCUCAGACAACGACCGCCUCUUUAAAAAGACAACCUAAGAAAUCCUCCCAUCCAAAAUUUAUUCAACUGCUUUUUCAGGGCCUAAAGCAGGCAAUUCAAACAGCACACAGAAUUAUGGCUUUGGCUGGGCAGAAGCCUGAGCACACAGCAAGGUCAGACUAUUUCUGGUCAAGCAAAACCUACCUUCCAAAACAAAAAGCCAGAGACUAUUGCUUAACAAGAGACAGCAAAAGACACAGGAUGCCAACUCUCAAGCUAAGGCAAUCAGAGUCAGUCACCAAGCAGGAGAGCACACGGUGGGAAGAAACAGACCAAUUCAGACCAGCUCAACAACCAAAAAGGGAUAGCUCUUUCCAACUCAGACCUAAGCAAUUACCCAAGCCCACAGUUUCCCAAAGAAGUGCCACUCUCAAAAACACCUCAACUAGCCAGUGUUUGGGUCCUGUUCAAAAUGACAGUAGUAGCAGAGCUAAGAAAAACUUUAACAGAAAUGAAAUCUCUAACCAGGAGUCCAAGAACUUCAAACCAGGAAUCAGAGUUCAUGCUGGAGGGAGACUCUUACAACCUGGUUCUCUUAUGAAGAGGACCUCACACAGUCACCUUAAAGGGAAACCCACACACAAGGAACGAAACCAUCAGAGCUUCGGCUUCAGUAGGGAAAGAACCCCAUGUUAUUCUUCUGGAAGGAGCCAAUACAGUCCCUCUGAGAGGGGCCAGCACAGUACCUCUGACAGGAGCCAUAGAAGUGCCUCUGAGAGAAGCCACCACAGUGCCUCUGAAAGGAGCCACCGAAGUGCCUCUGGGAGAAGCCAUCGAAGUGCCUCUGAGAGGAGCCAUCAAAGUCCUUCUCAGAGGAGCCAUCAAAGUGCCUCUGAGAGAAGUCAUCACAGUGCCUCUGAGAGAAGCCAUCGAAGCACCUCAGAGAGAAGCCAUCGCAGCGCCUCUGAGAGGAGCCAUCGCAGCGCCUCUGAGAGGAGCCAUCCAAGCCCUUCUCAGAGGAGCCAUCACAGUCUCUCUGAGAGGAGCUAUCGAGGUCCCUCUGAGAGGAGAUGCCGCAGUCCCUCUGAGAGGAGAUGUCGCAGUCCCUCUGAGAGAAGGUGUCGCAGUCCCUCUGAGAGGAGCAAUCGCAGUCUCUUUGAGAAAAUUCAUCGCAGUUCCUCUGAGAGGAGAGAACACAGUGCUUCUGAGAGAAGACAGCACAAGCCCUCUGAGGGGAGCGGACAAAGUCCCUCUGAGAGGAGCCACAACAAUCCCCUCAAGGACAGACUCAAACACAGCUCCCCUAGGGAGAGGCCCAGACAAGGUUUGAGUAAAGAUUUCAAGAGUAACUCUAACACGUCUCCUAGAGACCACACCAAAAAUCCCCAAAGGAGGCCCCCUCGGAAGCUGCUAGGCGGAAGUACACGUUCGCCACCGGGCUCGCGGACCCGACUCUACAUCCGGGAGCGGAGAGGAGAGCGGAAGUGGCGUUGGUCUGGCCGGAGCCCUUGGGUGAAUUUGUUAGGCGUGGAGAGGGAGUGA